Molecule: messenger RNA, 8410 nt
Organism: Microplitis mediator
Lineage: Eukaryota; Metazoa; Arthropoda; Insecta; Hymenoptera; Braconidae
Product: DENN domain-containing protein 1A-like
Exons: 12
Coding region: 262-2859 (865 amino acids)
Biological process (GO): endocytosis; endocytic recycling
Cellular component (GO): intracellular membrane-bounded organelle; cytosol
Molecular function (GO): phosphatidylinositol phosphate binding; guanyl-nucleotide exchange factor activity
Source: RefSeq, a predicted model, not a curated record
AUUGAUUCUGAUACAUACUGAGUUACUGAGUAACAUUUUCUCCUCACAACACAACCAUCAAAAGUUUACUUGAUUGUGGUCGAAUGGUUGAUUAGUCAGUAGCGAUACCGGAAUCAUUGAGACACAUCAAUAUAAAAUGAUCGAUAAAUUAAAUUAACGAUAAUAAUACAGCGCAUUGGUAAAAAAAAUAGGAUAUAUUAUUGUCAUGUACUGUAAUUAUGAAUAAAUUAAACAAAUAUAUAUAAUCUGUGAAUUGAUAAAAUGGGAUCUAGAUUAAGGCAAAAUGUUAAACAUUUAUUCGAGUGUUUUUGUGAAGUGGCUGCUCCAGUUGGUGAAAAAUCACCAUGGAUUUUACAAAAAUAUCCAGAAUCAUUUGCAGAUAAUGAAAUAUUAAAGUCAGUGCCUAAAUUUUCUUACCCAUGUGAUUUUGAAAAGACUACUGUGCAACAUUUUUCAUUUGUACUGACGAGUAUCGAUUCUAAAUGGACUUUUGGUUUUUGUCGACAUGAUCCAAAAACAGAAACUGCUUUAGUUAUUUUGAGUUCACUCCCUUGGCACGAAAUGUUUUAUAAGCUUUUGAAUCUUAUUGCGACUCUGACAACCAGCAGCAAUAGUGGAGAUUUGUGGAAAUUUCUUGGAGAUGUUUACGCUAGUAAUGUUCCUAUGCCUGGAACAUCAGUUACGAUACCGUUACCCGAUCCAAAUAUUACGUAUACUUGUCAAAGUCCUCGACAGUUUGAGCUCCCUAGUAUACCGGAAAAUCGAAAUUUAACAGAAUAUUAUAGUGCAGUUGAUUCGCACAACAUGAUUGUAAUAUUUGCAUCAAUGUUAUAUGAACGUCGUAUAAUAUUUACAUCUAAACGUCUGUCAAGGCUGAGUGCAUGUGUUCAAGCUUGCAAUGCCUUAAUAUAUCCAAUGAUUUGGCAGCACAUAUAUAUACCAGUUUUACCUGUAGCUCUAAUAGAUUAUUUAUUAGCACCUAUGCCAUUUUUAAUUGGCGUUCCUACUCCGAUUCUUGAGCGUGUACAAAAAAAUGAUUUGGGUGAUGUUGUAGUACUCGACGCUGACAACAACAAAAUAGAAUCACCAUUUCAGGAUUUAGAAUCAUUACCUCAAGAUGUUAUUAAUAAUUUGAGAAAAGCUUUACGCAAUAGACCGGCUCUUCUUGGCGAUGGAGUGUCUAGAGCGUUUCUACGUGCACUGGUACAACUUACUGCUGGUUAUCGAGAAGCACUGACACUUCAACAAGGCGAACGUAUUACGUUUGAUCAAAAUGCCUUUGUUGAGAGUCGGCCAUAUUCAAUGCAGCCAUUUUUACGGAAAAUGUUAGAGUUGCAAAUUUUUCAACAAUUUAUAGAGGAAAGACUGCAUAUGCUCAAUUCCGGCCUUGGAUUUUCUGAUGAAUUUGAAAUGGAAGCUUGUAAUUAUUCAGAUAAAUCUAGUAGUAAAAUAAUCCAACAAUAUCGGGAGUGGACAACUACCAUGAAAAAAGAAGGAUCGGCCUUUUUUCGCAGUGUUAAAGAUAAAGCAAAUCCGGCUGUUAAAUAUGCCGUUAAAUCAGUUAAAGAUAAAGGGAAAAAUAUGAAGACUGUUUACAAAGGCUUGAAAUGGAAAAAUCAUUCGCGAGGAAAUGAAAACAGUAUUCGUUUUCAUCAGCCUCGCUCAGCUCCUAGCUCACCAACGUCUGAUAGAAAGCUUAAUAUAUUUGGCUCUGGUUUUAAAUCACCAAGUGGAUUUACCGCAACCACUAGUUACCGAAAAGAACUGCGACUGCGUAACAGCAACAUUCCCGAUACAAGUAGGAAACAGUACUCCCCAUUGAACCCAAGUUCACCAGAAGAAUCAGACUCUCUUCCAGAACGAUUGAAUAUAGACUUGAUGAAUGAACUUCAAGAUGUGAUAUUUCCAAAUACACCAGCAGUAGAUAGAACGUUGAAACCAGUGCGCAGUUUAGACAGUUUACGACCUGCAUGGAGUGGGCGCUUGAGGCACGGCUCACCUCCCUCUGUACCUUCCAAUGACACCCUACCAAACCAAAAUUAUCAAUCUGCUCCUCUAUCAUUUAAAUCAUCUAAUAAUAUUGUUUCUAACGUAAAACAGACGAAGGAUUCACACGAUAACCAGAUCACGAAAAUUAAAAUUAUAAAUCCUCCCGUACUUUUCACUCAAAAAAAAAUUGAAAAAAUAGUCGGUAACAAUUCAGAUAAAAAAAAUAACCAGUUGAUAAAUUUGACUGAUCCUUUUGUUAACGUUGAUGAAAAAUUACGACCGAGUAAAGAAUUAAAUUCUAAUAAUCCUUUUGCGAAUGAUGUUAAUGAAAAGCAAUGUGAUCCUUUCGACACAUCUCCAAUGCAAACUGCUCUUAGUGGUUCUUUUAGUGACCCUAUCACACAUAACCCAUUAAGAAAGAACUAUUCCUCUUUAAAUAAAGAAUUGUCCUCAUGCUCUGCACAUUCAAAGGAAUCAGUUGGGGUACCAGACUUAAUUAGACUGGAUUCAACAAAUAGCGAUGAUGAUUUUGAUCCUCUUUUGUCAAAGUCAUUUGUAACCACCAAUCAAAUGUCACAGUCUCUACAUAUACCUCAAUCAAGUGAGGGUCUCAGUAAUCCUCUGUAUCCUUAUUUUUUACCUCGGCAUAAUAAUACUGAUAGUAAAGGAGUAGAAAAAAAUUCAAAUGAUGAAAUUGGUGACUUGGAUUUGCUUCAAGAGUAUGGAUUAGAUUUUCAUAAAUUCAAUUUAACUAAUGGUGCAUCGUCAACAAGGAUAACGGGAACCACUAGUAAUAUUGAUAAUGUCUUUGGCUCAUCUUUUUCUACGACUACAGCUAAAUCACAAAACCAUUGGACUAAAUUUGAAUGAAAUUAUUACAUUAAUGAUGCAACUGUUUAACAUAUCAUAUUAUUGUAAAUAGAUAAAAUUGUUUUGUUACCCUCUACGUUACGCCAAAAAAGACAAAUAAGUAAGCUUUAAAAUUUCGUUACUUUAUUAUUUUUUAGGACUAGUGUCGUCAAUCAUUUUGUUAUUAUUACUAUUGCUCUGGUAGUGAAAGUAAAUAAAUAACUUGAUAAUAUCAUUCUCAAGCAACUUUGGUUACUGGGAAUAUAGAAUUAAAUAGUGAUAUGAAUAAAUUAUUAACAGAAAAAUCUAAUGAUGGAUAAGGUAGAAGACCCGAUAGCGCAACGACGGCCGUGUGUCAGUAUUUAUUAUUCUAAAAUUAUUGAUGCAACUCAUGAAAAGAAGUAAUUUAAUAGAUCGUUCAGAACUGACAUUAAACUAUGUGAAAAAAUUUUGAAUAUCAGUUUAUGCAAAGUUUAAUAAAUAAAAAAAAUAUUUUUCGAAAAAGUUCAAAAGACCCAGUACCCAAACGCAAAAAAUGCCUAGCCCCUAUACCGGAAUAUGGUUGACCCAAUACCGGAACAGUGAAUAAUAUGAAUGUUUCCAAAUGCCAAAACUACACUUUAUCUAAAUAAUAACUAAAUUAAGGGGGGAGGGGGUAGGGUUUUAAAGGCGAAAAAAAGCAUAUUUUUGUGAUUUUUUCCCGGCGAGAUGAGUAAUAUAAUUUCAUUAAACUUAAUCACAUAUUAUUGUACAACUUUCAAAGAAUAUCAGAAAAAAUUUUCAACAAAAAACAUUGAUUAAUAAGCCGGUGACGUUGAAUCUCCGGAGGCGCCUCGAAAAAAAAGUCGUUUUGCGGUGAACAUCAUAACUCGUUACCGGAUCAUCGGAAAAAAAAAAUUGAUAUGCAUUUUAAAGUUGAUGUAUUUCUCGAGGUAACCACGAAGAGUUUUUUUUUUUUUUUUUUUUUUCGAUUUUUUGCAGCACUUGGAAGUGAAAAACGCGAUUUCAGCUCAAAAAAUCGCGGUUAAUUUGUUAUUAAAAAAUAGAAAAAAAUGAAAAACAAAAAAAAACUCUUCGUAGUUACCUGUUGAUUUAUGUGAAGAAGUAAUGUUCAAAUUUUUAAAAGGAUCGGUUCAGUACAUUUUAAAUUAUGAUGUUCACGGACUGCAAAAAUAACGUUUUCGGGAAAAUCUAUUUAAAGUUUUUUAUUCGUGAAAAUUUGAAACAAACUAUCAAUAAAAGAAUAUGAAUUUUUAUACUUAUAUUGAGUUAUCAGUUUACAUCCUUUGAAAGACAUACAGCCGAAGAAAGGGAUUCGGAAGAACAAAGAAAAUUGCAGCUGAUUUCUACUAGGGGUAUGUAGGGGCAGGUCGGGCAGGUAUAAGAAUCAGAUAUACCGGCCGGUCAUUUGAAACACUGUAACUCCGUUAGUUUUACUCGGAUUGAUUUAAAAUUUGUACACAAUAUUCUCGACAUAUUGUUCAUUCAGAAAAAAAAUAAUUUUAAAACCCUACCCCUUCCCCCCCUUAAUGAAUAGUUGGAAAAUUAGACUAAGUAACAAUACAUUUUCAUUAUAAAAGAUAUAAUUUUAAUUAUGAAAGAUAUAAUUUUUAUAUUGAAAACAAUACACUAAAGAUUUAAAAAUUGCAAAUGAAAUAAGUAAAUUAUUAUUUUUCUUUCCUCGAUAUCUUUCGAUAAUGAUUAAUAUAUAAAUUUAAUGACGAAUAUUUUUUUAUACUUGAUUAUAAAAAUAAACAUAAGAUUUUGAGGUUAAACUUUAUAAAUUAGUUUUAGAGAAAAACAUUAAGUACAAAAAUUUAGUUUUAUUCUUAAAAUUUAGAUUUGAAUUUAAAAUUAUUAGCUCACAAAUUAAAUUUUAAUUUCACUAUAGUGUGUAGACCAUACACUUUAAUCAAAUACACUGCGUGUGUCAGUUAAGAAAGUAAACAUGGCAGACUGUUCCGAUACUGGGUCAGGCUAACUUCUAGCGAACCAAUAAGCGAACAGCAAAAAUUAAUAUAUUUAUUGAAUUUUGUUUAUACAAACACUUAAGAUUGUCAAUUCUAAAUACCUUUACAUACAAAUAAAAAAAAAAGUGUUGAAAAAGUUGCAUUCUACAUUUUUUACAAGCUUAAGACUACUGGCUGUUUUCUUAGCAAAAUCCUUAAGGAAUCGGGGUAAGUCAUAGGUCUCCGCUUGGUUCUACAAUUUUUAUUUUUUUUAAUAUUAUCGAUAGACUGAUAAGUUUUAUUUAUAAUCUAUUUCUGACCAAAAACAUUGAGAUUUCGGAAAAAUAAAACUUCUUAAAAUUCCGUAUUGUACUCAAUAAGAUAUAUUAUAAUAAUCUUGAAACCGUUCCGGUACUGGGUCUCGUUCCGCUAUUGGGUCUUUUACCUUACACUGAGAAAAAUUAUUCGUAAAUUCAAGUGAAUCAUUUACUUUAUGAAUUAUUUUUUAAGGCAAUAUUUUAUAGGCCCAAUACUUACACAGAAAAAAAUUAUUUCUUGACGCAAAAUUUUUUACUCACCCCUAGAAAAUUUUUACUUAUCCCAAGAAAUUUUAUGUAACCCUAAGAAAAUUUUACUCUUCAAUGUAUGAUGCAAAAUAUUUCUUGCGUCAAGAAAUCUUUUUUUUCUGUGUAUAUUCAUAUUGUCAUCCCAACAAGAGAUUGGACUUCGGGUGUCGUCGGUUUUUACUCCCACUCUGGAUGUUUUACGUGUUAAAUGUUCUUCUACUUUUCUGUACGCAUGCGCAGUUCAUAAAUGUUCGGUAGUGGGGGGUUUCCGAGGUCUAUUCUCUUACCAGGACGACAAUAUAAUUCAAGUUGAAUUGUUUAAGGAGGUUCGAGCGAAUCUAAUGUAAAAAGGAUUUUCUAACUUUAAAAUUUGAAACUUAGUAUAUAUAUAACUAAGUACUUUAUCGAUAUAUUCUCGAAAUUUGAACAUGAUCCACCGUCUAGUUUCUUAGAAAAAAAAAGUGUAAAAAGCUAAAGUGGCUAUUAGGGUGAGAGAAAAAACAAAGAUCGAAAUACAUUAAAAAGAGAGACAAGAUAAGAAAUAAAUUUUUCCCGCGUUAUUUUGAAUAUCGAUAUUAAGAAGUUAGAACGCGCAGUUGCCAUAUCUUUUUAUAAAACCAUAUAUGUAAGUCAAAAAUAAUGAAGUCAUUUCAUUUCUUUCAUUAAAUAAGUAAUAAUUAUUAAUUUAUGAAUUCGUUAUGUCAUUAUAAAUUAAAGUUAUGAAUUUUUAUAACUAUUAGGAGAAUUUAGAAAAAAAAACAAUUCAAACACUCCUUUGACUUACCAGUUUCGCUCAAACCUCUUUAAGCAAGAAUAAUAAUUUAAUUGAUUCAAAAAAAUAUGUGAUUUUCACUAAAAAUAUUAUAUUUAUUUAAAUCAAGUAAUUUUUGCUGGCAUCUGCGGAUUAUUUUUCUCAGUGUAUCUUCACAGAAAAAAGGGUUUCUUAGCGCAAAAAAUUUUCACUCGCCCCAAGAAAUUUUUUGUAUUAUAAAUUGAAAGAAAAAUUUUUGCGCCAAAAAAUACUUUUUUUUCGGUGUAUGCUAUGCAUAAUAUUGACACGUGUCAUUUGACAGUAAGACAUUUUUUACGUGCUUUCAUAUAUUUUAAAAGGGUCUAAGCCUAGAAAUACUCAACUGAUGUUUUAAUACUCUUCAAAAAAUAUCAAUAGUCAAUUUUUUUGAAACACUCAAUUAUACAAAAAAAAGGAUUUCUUGGCGGAAUACAAAUUUUCAUUAUGAAAUGAAAACAAAAAUUUACUUAGGACUAAAAAAAAUUUCUUGCGCAAAGAAAUUUUUUCUCCCCACAAGAAAAUUUCCGUUUUCAAUUCUCGGAGAUACAGAUUACUUGACUAGUACAACUAUCAUAGUACAACCUACCUUUUACCUCUCGUUCUAAGACGGAUAUAUGCACACGGUGUACGGGCCUAACGACGGCCGGUUCGCGCGGGUCAAAGGAUACGGAGUUAUUGGUUCUGCUCAACGACUAAUACCACGAGCUCUGCUCAACGACUAAGACCACGAGUUCUGCUCAACGACUAAGACCACGAGCUCUGCUUAACGACUAAGACCACAAGCUCUGCUUAACGACUAAGACCACGAGCUAUGAUGCUUAUGUGUUUUUAUAUAUCUGUAAUCAACUUUUUUAUGGGGAAUAAUAAAUUAAUGUCAUUGGUAGAAAAUGACGUUUGAUUUCCUUUGUCAAGUGGUCAUUAGUCCGUCAUUCGUGCAAUAUUGGUCAACACAUAGAGGCAAAUGUAGGUACAUGCUUACGCUGUGUUUUCGCAAUUUUAUUAAAGGUGUUAUACUUUUUAGUAAAACUUGGCAAUCAAUGAAAUUGAUAGUAAUUUUAAAGAACGUAGGGAUGUCAUAACAGCGCCAAGAAAUCCUUGUUUUUUGUGCACAUAAAUUUUCGAGCCGAUGGUAUUUUUGUAUUCACUCUACUUGACGCAAUACUAACUUAUGGUAAAAUUUUUUUAAAGUUUCGUUAUAAGACUUGCGACAUUAUUUGACUAAUUUUUUAGGAGUACUACGUUGGGAUUUUAAUUUAAAUGUGUACAGAAAAAAUUUGACGGUGAGCACGAAAAAAAAAAUCCUGCUGCUAAAUGGCAGUCUAUUAUGUAUUACCACGACAAUUAUUUUUCUUAUUUUGAAAGUUUAUUAGUUUCUCGCCAAAAUAUUUAAUAAUCAUCGAAAUAAAGAGCCACCAAUAAUUUGAGUAAUUAUUAUUCGGUAUUAAGACCUUGCUGGACCAGAAUUUGAAAUUGUUAAAUUAACAACAGUUUUUUACAUACAACUUUGAAAGAAAAUCGAUCCGUACAUAUUUCUCAAAAACAAAGACAAGUUUUUCUCUUAAAUCUUUGAAAACUUAUCGUAAAAUUGUUCUGAACAUUUUUUCAAAUUUUUCAACUAAAAUACGUUUAAAAACAAAAAUUUUGAAAAAAAAAUGUCAAAUUUCGUUCAUCUUUCGCGUAGUUAUAAGCAUAUAAAAAAAAUAUUGUAAUUUUUCGAAACUUGAUAUCUCUUUAAUGUUUCUAUAAAAAAAAAUGUCAAAAAAUCGGAGAUGCUAAUGCAAACUGGUGGUUAAUUGAGCCUGGAAAUUUCUGUCCUGUGCACAGAAAAAAAUAAUUUCUUGACGCACGAAAAAUUACUCAUUAUGGAUUGAAAAAAAAAAAUUUUAUUAGGACUAGAAAAAAUUACUGGUCGCAAGACAAUUCCUCCAAGGAAAUUUUUUUUUAAUUUAUACUGCAAGAAAAUACUCGGGGCAAGUAAAAAUUUUCCGCGCCAAGAAAUUUGUUUUUUUCUGUGUAUAUUUAUAAUACAAAAAUUAAAACAAUAUGUCAGUCUACCAUAGCAAAUUAUUAUUGUAAAAUAUAUUUUAUAUUAAAAAUAUUAAUUAUUAAUUAUAUGUAAAUUAUACUAAAAAGUUAUCUAGUAAUACUCUUCCAUAAAUGUUGUUUAGUCUGUUUUUCGUUUUGUUAAACAAUGAUGUCAAUUUUUUUUAAUCAAAAUAUAAUAGUAUUCAAUAGCACAAAUAAAAAAUAUAUGAAUUUUAAUACUA